CAAUAAAUCUGGCAUCUCGGAUUGAGUUUCUUAUUAGAUUUCCUUAGUUUAAAUAUAUGUAAACAAAAAAGUAGGCUUGAUAAUAAUUAUAAUAAUUGUGAUUAUUGUGUGUUUAGGUAAAAAAGAGAGUUUUUUUAGUCACAGCAUCCACUAUGUCCAAUUGUCGGUACUGCAACGUUUCUUGCGAGUCUAAUCGCAAGAUGGAAGAUAGGAACUUUCGUGAAAAACUACAGACAAUUUUGUGCAUGUGGGUGGAUAUUGAGUUAUCACGAUCGAGCAUGGAUGUAUGUAGUAAGUGUGAGAGAAGCAUUUUGGAUUUUUACUUGUUCAAAGAACGAAGUCGUCAGAUACUGCGGCAUUCAACGAAAUUCACAAAUAAAGUACAGUUUAGAAACGAACAGCAUUCAACGAUUCAGGAAAACAGUCAGCAGGAGUCAGUUAUAAAAUCCCUAGUGGAUAAUUACAAAGAAACAGUUGAUGCUCUUGAAAAGCUUGAUCCUUCAGUCGACCCUAUCGUAGAAGUUUCGAAUAGUAAGAAAAAACAAACGACAAAUCUGGAAAACAAAAACCAAUCAAAAUCAAAGCGCGGUCAAUAUAGACGCAUUCCACCAGAGGUUCGUCUCGCAGAAAAGCUAAGACCAAAACGUAAAAUACAGCGUAAAACUGAAGAGGAAAAGGCUAUGAGCCCGACUGAAUAUAAGCGGUACUAUUAUAGCACGCACAUUGCUGGUAAAUACAACGGUACCUGUGAGUUGUGCGGUAAACGGAUUGCUACCGAUCGAAUGGAAGGUCAUAUGAAUGGUCACAAAGGACUGAAACCAUAUGUAUGUGAUAUUUGUGGUCUAAGAUCCAAUUGCAAGCUCAAUAUGCGAGCCCACAUGGCCAGAAAUCAUGGUGAGGAUCAGCGGAUACCUUGCACUAUGUGUGACAAAGUUUUUCGCUGUCAGCAAAUUUUAAAGGCUCACAUGCGUGGCACUCAUGAUGAAAAAAAGGAAACCUGUCCCUUAUGCGGCCUCAAAUCUGCAAACAAACACGCUUUGGCACGCCAUUUGAGAAUUCACACUCAAACGCGGGAUUAUGUAUGCCCGCAGUGUGGGAAAGCUUUUUACUGCCAAAGUGUACUUAAUAUUCAUCUACGAACUCACACUGGCGAAACUCCGUACAUCUGCUCGAUAUGUACCAAAGGCUUUGUACAUCGUCGGAUGUAUGUAAUUCAUAUGAAAGCUCUCCAUCCUGGCGAGCCGCUCAUGACAUUGAAUAAACACGCCGGUAUUACAUCAUAAAACAGUUUUUACAUCAUACAAUAAGUCCUAUUAUAAAAGUCAAGGCUCACGGUGUGAUAUUCUGAUAAACGUCAUAUUUUCGUGUUUUCACGUUAUAUUUAAGAAAAACCUUGUUUCCGAAAGUUUAAUCACUGAACACUCACCCUCGCUUUAGCACAUAUCAAAGUGAAAUAAAAUAAACU
This is a messenger RNA of Wyeomyia smithii (pitcher-plant mosquito), 1465 nucleotides long. RefSeq names its product gastrula zinc finger protein XlCGF8.2DB-like. Gene Ontology annotation, cellular component: nucleus. The record is from RefSeq and is a predicted model, not a curated record. The transcript is spliced from 3 exons. Bases 153 to 1283 code for a protein of 376 amino acids. Gene Ontology annotation, molecular function: RNA polymerase II cis-regulatory region sequence-specific DNA binding; DNA-binding transcription factor activity, RNA polymerase II-specific. Gene Ontology annotation, biological process: regulation of DNA-templated transcription. Lineage: Eukaryota; Metazoa; Arthropoda; Insecta; Diptera; Culicidae.